Messenger RNA from Pteronotus mesoamericanus, 4318 nucleotides. It is a transcript of the gene FAM184B, whose product is annotated as family with sequence similarity 184 member B. The record is from RefSeq and is a predicted model, not a curated record. Bases 145 to 3357 code for a protein of 1070 amino acids. NCBI's taxonomy places the organism in Eukaryota, Metazoa, Chordata, Mammalia, Chiroptera, Mormoopidae. The transcript has 18 exons.
GCGGCAGUGCGGGCGGCGGGACUGCAGUGCCACCUCUCCAAAGAAAGCCCACACGCUCACACGCCCGCGCGCGCACACACACGUGCACACCGUAGGCAGCGAGAACACGAGCGAGAGCCCAUAAGCGCUGGACGCGUUUUAGCGAUGGCUUCUGCCCUUAACAGCAAGAUCCACGCACCCGGGACUUGCCUGGGCUCCAAAGCUGAGGCCCACAGUGGCGCCUGCUGGAGAAUGGACUGCGACCCUGAGAUGCACGUGAAAAUGUGCAAGAAGAUAGCCCAGCUCACCAAGGUGAUCUAUGCCCUGAACACCCGCCAGGACGAGGCUGAGGCCAGCAUGGAGGCGCUGCGGGAGGCCCACCAGGAGGAGCUCUGGAACGCGGUGGCCGAGACCAAGGCCAGGCUUCUGCAGGAACAGGGACAGGGCCGCGCGGAGGAGGAGGAGGCCCUGCUCCAGCGUGUUCAGGCCCUGGAGAGCGCCCUGGAGCUGCAGAAGAGGCUGACGCAGGAGGCGCUGGCCCAGUCGGCCACAUGCCGGCUGGAGACCAAGGAGAGGGAGCUGAGGGUGGAGGCGGAGCACGCCGAGCGUGUCCUCACCCUCUCCAAGGAGAUGCUAGAGCUCAAGGCUGACUACGAGAAGAGGCUCCGGCACCUGAUGAGCCACGAGGCACCCCAGUGGGGCCGGCUGUCCCAGGAGAGCCCUGACCCAAAGGCGGAGCCAAGCCCCGGGCCCGAGAUGCGGGAGGUCCUCCUGGAGGUGGAGCGGCUGCGAGUGGAGAACCAGCAGCUGAGCAAGGACUACGCCCGGAAGGCCGAGGAGCUGCAGGCCAGCUACGAGCGGGAGAACGAGGCCAUCCGGCAGGCCAUGCAGCAGUCGGUGAGCGAGGCCCUGUGGCAGUGGCAGGAGAAGGAGACUGACCUCCGCAAGAACUUCCAGGUCCAGGAGUCGGCCCUGCAGGCCCAGGUCCGGAAGCUGGAAGGGGAUCUGGAGCACAGAGGCCGCAAGAUAAGUGACCUGAAGAAGUAUGCCCAGAAGCUGAAGGAAAGGAUUCAGGACCUGGAUGUGCAGCUCAAGGAGGCUCGACAGGAGAAUUCGGAGUUGAAAAACACUGCAAAAAAACUUGGGGAGAAGCUGGCUGUGGCCAAGGAUAGACUGAUGCUGCAGGAGAGUCACGUGACACAGAAAACCGAUGACAUGAAGACAGAGCGAAUUGCAGAGAAUGAAGUCUUAGGGAAGGCGAAUGACUUGGAAUCCCGCAGUCCCCGUCCUCAGCAGGAUCAGAAGUUUCCCAAGGAAUGUCUGUGUACGAAAGGAGGCACAGAUACACAGACCAAGAGAGAGACGCGUGUGGAGACAGAACACAUGAAGCAACAAUAUGAAGAGGACCUUCGCAAAAUCAAACGUCAGACAGAAGAGGAGAAAAAGCAUCUCAAAGAGCAGCUGGUGAAGCGCUUAGAAGACCUGGUGAAGACGCACACCGCAGAAAUCAAGUCAGUCCGCUCUUCGGUGGAGGCCGAGAGGAAGAGGCUGCGGACGGAAGUAGAAGCACAGUUGGAGGAAGUGAAGAAGAAAUCAGAAAAUGAAAUAAAGCAACUACAAGAAGAGAAAGCGGCCCUAAAUGUGAGGCUCCAGAAUUCUCUGCUGGAGGUAUUAAGGCUGGAAGAAUUUAUCCAGCAGAACAAGGUAUGUCCCCAAAGAGGGGAGGAACAACCCCAGGAACUCAACUACCCGCACCACAGCGUUUUAGAGACCCAGGAUCCAUGCGUGACGCUGAAUGAGCCUUCUCAGACCCUGCCCAGAGGAGAAGAGUAUGAAGAUAAGUUAGCAGCUAAGGAAGGAACCAGCAGUGAUGAAGAGGACAGGAUCGAGGUGCCGCUGGAGGAAGGCGGGGAUCCGCAGGCUCCCCCGGGCCCUCUGCUGAAGGAGAAGGCCCCCGAAAUCCAGCGUCUGCGGGAGGAGUGGCAGGGCCAGAAGGCCAGGCUGCAGGCCCAGGUGUCGCAGAUGCAGCAGGCCCUGGAGCAGUGCGCCAGCAGCUACAGGCGCGACCUGCAGGAGCUGCGGCGGCUCUCAGACGAGGAGCGGGAGAAGCUGCAGCGCGAGCUCCGCGAGGCCGUCCAGCAGAGCCAGGCCGGGAAGGCGCAGCUCGAGGCUUCCCACCACCGAGCCCUCCGCGUGCUGGAGAAAGCCAAAAAUCAGGAACUCAAGGCCACAGAAGAGCUCCUGAAAAAGGAAUCCAGCCACAGCCUGCAGAUGCAGCACCAGGCACACCAGCUGGAGCUCCAGGCCUUGGAGGAAAAGGUCCGGCAGGAGCUCCAGGGCGAGCAGGAGAAGGCGCAGGCCCAGCAGGCUCUGCUGCUAGAGUCCCUGAGGCAGGAGUUGUGGCAGCAGCGGGCCGCCUGCUCUGAGCACCAGAAGGACUUAGAGGCGCUGCAGGCUGAGCUGAGGGCCGUAGGCAGCUCUGACCAGCGGCGGGCCAUCGGCCAGGGUGCGGGCGACAUGGAGGACCACGUGGACACGACGGAGGAGCGGGGCGGCCCGGGCCCGGAGGGCUCCCCGAAGGGCGCUGCUGAGCGGAGUCCGAGCGAGGGGUGCCUCCUCUGGGAGAACUCGCAGCUCAAGGACACGGUGCGGCAGCUGCGGGCAGAGGUGGAGCAGCACCAGCAGGAGGCGCUGCGGCUCCGCGACCAGCGCAGGCAGCUGGAGGAGGACCAGCAGGCACAGCGGGCCCGGGAGGUGGAGAGCCUGCGCCAGGAACACCGGAAGGAGGUGCAGGCCCUGGUGGCAGACUUCAGCAGUGCCCAAGCCCGGCUCCAGGCCCGGCUGGCUGCCCUGGAGACUGAAAGGAAAGAAUCUGGAGAGAAGCCGGGGAAGGGAGCGUCCAGGCCGGAGGACGUCCAGCUCAUAGGCCGCCUGCAGACCCGCCUGAAGGAGAGAGAGGAGAUCAUCAAGCAGCUCACGGAGGAGAGAAGAUUUCACUACGCAGCGCUCCCCAGUGCAAUGUCCCAUCGGAAUCGGUCCUUCUCUUUCAAUCCUCACCCAGGGUAUUUGACCCCUUCCAUGAAGAAAAAGAAGAUGGAGGAAGUGCCCAGCCGAGUGGUCAGCGUGCCAAACCUUGCCUCCUAUGCCAAGAACUUCCUGAGUGGAGACCUGAGCUCCAGGAUCCACGCCCCGCCAAUCACCAAGUCACCCAGCCUGGACCCAAGCCCCAGUGGGGGCCGGCCUUACAAACCCACCCAGUCUCCAGAUGUGAAAACAGCCGCAAGGACACAGGAUGAUGAAACAGCUCAAUCCAAAGAAGUCCAGCAGAAACAGGGCUCUGCCCACCAGGAAUGGUUUACCAAGUAUUUUUCCUUCUAAAUUGAUCCUUGGGAUCCAUCACAAAGAGGAUGUUUGAAAAACAUUUCUUUUAAAACAUCUGUUGAGGGAAUGAACUAAAAAACCAAUUGACCAAAUACCUUGCCUUGUACCAUGGUUUGCAUACAAUAGCUAGAACAGAUUUUGGCAUUGACAGUUCAUACUGUUUCAUUGUGACACCAGGCCAUUAAAAAUUCUUGACAUUAGGAUAAAACAAACCAGUGUUGUCAUAAAGCAUCAUAGGAAGAUGUUAUUAAUGUCACCAGUGACCCACCCAUUGUAUGCCUAUGUCCCUAAGAUUGCCCUCCACUUGGUGGUUUCCACUGUUUACUGUUAGGGCAACUUCAUUUUCCCUUAGGACGCAAGUCAGAUCCAUUUGAAAAGUGUUUUUAUGUAAGUGAUAUGAUUCAAAAUGCACAUCUAACCUCAAUAAGAAGAUGAAUAAAACAAAGUUCCGAAUAACCAGGAAAGCCAAUUAAGAAAGCAAAACAAGCAAAUCAAGACCAUGACAUACUUAGAUUAAGUAUUUUGAUUUUCUAAUCCAGGACAUGGAGCUGAUAAUAGAGGGGAUAACACCUACCUCAAAGUGGGGCUUUAUGAGGAUGAAGCAAAAUAAUAUGGGCCAUGAUCCCAACCAUGCAUUGGAAUUAAGCACUGCCAGGGUUUUCCUGUGGGUAACCAAAAACACACCUCAGUUUCAGUGACUGCGACAUUGACUUGGCCAUUUGUGAAGGUUUCAGGAUUGUUUGUUCUCUCAAGUCAAAGAUCUACUGAGCCUCUGGGAAGAGGGGGGUGGCCAUUCACGGUGCUGACCUCACUGUCAGGCCGCACUGACCUGUGUGACCCUCGGAGGGAGCUGUGUGAUGUGACAAGACUCAGUACAUCUUUUGAUGGGCAAAAUAUGUUCUCAAUCCUUUGGUGCUGGCCCAGCAAGGUGGCCCAUAAACAGUUGUUUAUUAUAUGC